Messenger RNA from Nelumbo nucifera (sacred lotus), 2343 nucleotides. Its product is annotated as protein LUTEIN DEFICIENT 5, chloroplastic-like. Gene Ontology annotation, biological process: xanthophyll biosynthetic process. Gene Ontology annotation, cellular component: chloroplast. Gene Ontology annotation, molecular function: oxidoreductase activity, acting on paired donors, with incorporation or reduction of molecular oxygen; heme binding; beta-carotene 3-hydroxylase activity. Lineage: Eukaryota; Viridiplantae; Streptophyta; Magnoliopsida; Proteales; Nelumbonaceae. The record is from RefSeq and is a predicted model, not a curated record.
CGUGUCGUGGCCCAUUCAGACGUCAGAGAGCGCUUUAUCAUCUCACUCUAGUGUUCAUUCACCCAUUUCCCGUCCAACUCAAUGCUGCAACUGAACGAAGUUCACCUUAGAUUCUUCCCUGAGUGUGCCAAUUUGUCAGAUACUGCCUCUAAUGGCUGCCAAUCUUUCUCUGCUACAACUCCCAUCUGUCCCAACACACUCUCUCCAAAGCAGAAUCCGUGCCAAGAAAUUGAAACACACCACAACCACCUUCACUUAUUCUACAAGACCGAACGGGAGCUCCAGAUACCCUACUAUUACAUGCUCCUAUUCGAAUGGACAAAGCCCCGAUUCAGUUGACGAUGGCGUUAAGAAGGUUAAGAGGAUUCUUGAGGAGAAAAAGCGGGCGGAGUUAUCCGCCCGGAUUGCUUCAGGUGAAUUCACAGUAGAGCAAUCUGGUUUUCUGUCUGUGCUGAGGAAUGGUCUGUCGAAAUUGGGAGUUCCGACGGAGUUAUUGGAUUUUUUAUCAAAAUGGAACAAUGUCAGUGAAGGGCAGCCAAAGAUUCCAGAGGCUAAAGGAGCUAUGAAAGCAAUAGGGGGUCAGGCCUUUUUCAUCCCCUUGUAUGAACUUUACCUCACUUAUGGUGGCAUAUUCAGGUUGACAUUUGGUCCAAAGUCCUUUCUGAUAGUUUCUGAUCCUUCUAUAGCAAAACACAUAUUAAGGGAGAACUCUAAGGCUUAUUCAAAGGGUAUCCUGGCAGAAAUAUUAGAUUUUGUUAUGGGGAAGGGACUGAUCCCAGCUGAUGGGGAGAUUUGGCGUGUCCGACGACGGGCUAUUGUCCCGGCAUUGCAUCAGAAGUAUGUAACAGCUAUGAUUAGCCUCUUUGGGCAAGCUACAGAAAGGCUUUGCAAGAAGCUAGAUGCUGCAGCAUCUGAUGGGGAGGAUGUAGAGAUGGAGUCAUUUUUUUCUCGGUUAACAUUGGAUAUCAUUGGCAAGGCUGUCUUUAAUUAUGAUUUUGAUUCUUUAACAAACGAUACAGGAAUAGUUGAGGCUGUCUAUACAGUCUUGCGAGAAGCAGAGGAUCGUAGUGUUGCACCUAUUCCUUUCUGGGAAAUUCCAAUAUGGAAGGAUAUUUCACCACGUCAAAGAAAGGUUUCUGCAGCCCUCAAGUUGAUAAACGAUACACUUGAUGAUCUGAUUGCAAUAUGCAAGAGAAUGGUAGAACAAGAAGAACUGCAGUUUCACGAGGAAUACAUGAAUGAGCAAGAUCCUAGUAUUCUUCACUUUCUCUUGGCGUCAGGAGAUGAUGUUUCCAGCAAGCAACUCCGUGAUGACCUAAUGACAAUGCUUAUAGCUGGGCAUGAAACAUCUGCUGCAGUUUUAACAUGGACCUUCUACCUUCUCUCUACGGAACCUAGUGUCAUGUCCAAGCUUCAAAAUGAGGUUGAUUCUGUCCUCGGAGAUCGAUUUCCAACUAUUGAUGACAUGAAGAAAUUAAAAUAUGCAACCCGAGUUAUCAAUGAAUCUUUGAGGCUCUACCCCCAACCGCCUGUGUUGAUUCGUCGUUCUCUUGAGGAUGACAUGCUUGGAGGGUACCCAAUAAAGAGGGGUGAAGAUAUUUUUAUUUCUGUUUGGAACUUGCACCGAUGCCCUGAUCAUUGGGUUGAAGCAGAUAAGUUCAAUCCUGAAAGGUGGCCCCUAGAUGGACCAAAUCCUAAUGAGAUCAACCAAGAUUUCAGUUAUUUGCCCUUCGGUGGAGGACCACGCAAAUGUGUAGGGGAUAUGUUUGCUUCAUUUGAGACUGUGGUUGCACUUUCAAUGCUUGUUCGUAGAUUUAACUUUCAAAUAGCCGUUGGGGCACCCCCAGUUGAGAUGACAACAGGAGCAACCAUUCACACAACUGAGGGGUUGAAGAUGACAGUUACCCGAAGAACAAAGCCUCCUAUUAUUCCUACCUUGGUAACAUCUGUUGUAAAAGGGGAUGACAGUAGUCCUCUUAAGGAGCCAUCUCCAACUAUGGCAUCAUCAUCUAUGGGCAUUUUAGAAGCUGACCAGCAAUAUGAUCAGCAAGGUCAGAUUUCUCCAGCUCAUUCCUAAUAAAUAUUGAUUGUCAGGUUUUACCUACAGAGCAUCAGAUUUAUGAAUUGUAAAUUAUUUGUAAACGGAUAGUUAUAAAAAAAAAAAUAUAUGUAUCAUAUUUCUCAAGCAAUUAAUUCCUUAUUGUGAGGGCUUUAUUUUUACUCUUGCAUUUUGUUUUCUUUCUGAUUUUCUCUUUUUGGCGACAACUGAUGAGAUGUGUUGAGGGAAGAAAGGGAGCACAAGUUAUUUGUCAACAAGGAAGGACAAAAAUAGUCCUUUCCUCA